Astrephomene gubernaculifera is the source of this 5553-nucleotide messenger RNA. The record is from the annotation of a GenBank genome assembly. NCBI's taxonomy places the organism in Eukaryota, Viridiplantae, Chlorophyta, Chlorophyceae, Chlamydomonadales, Astrephomenaceae.
AUUUCAUUUGGGUUGAACCUUAGGGGCUGGCGUUUCGGGAAGGCUGCAGUAAUGUCGUUAUGUAACGUCGUAGCUUCAUGGCCGCUAGUUAGCACUGUGGCUCGCACCUCAGGGGCUGCUGAUGCUGUGAGCGACCUCAUUUUCCUUAGCACGCGUUGGCUGUACGCGCGACUGUGUUCAGCGUUGCUGGGCUCCAUGGCAACUAGCUCAUCCGGCACGCCGGUCGCUUGGAGGCGCCGGAGCUGGUGCCGGAGGUAAGACCAGGCUUCUCUUUGUACGAGUGUUCUGCCUUUCGUGUCCGCUACGAGGAUAAUAUCCAGACGUCGCGGGUUGGUGGUGGUCUUCUGUUCAUCAGGUGACGCUGUUGCGUCCUGGCCACAGGCCUUCUUACUGUUUCGGACAGCGAUCCUGCGGGCCCACGGGGUUUCCAGGAUCCUGGUGUAUGGGCCUGUUUUCGCAUAAGGUGCUAUUAGGAGGGCUGCGACGAAUCCCGCCUGCCUACCUCCGGCCGCACUGGCUGCGCGGUCGCUCCAGUCGGCGCUUGCCACCGCCCAGGCCGCAGCGCGUAGCGUGGUCUCUGUGUCCGGGGGCGGUUGAACUACGGUGGCCCCUUGAAGCGGCCGGUUGAACGUUCCGGAUUGGCACCAAAGAGCUGGUCCUCUUCAUUUUCGCUGAUGUAGACACCCAUCCUUCCGUCGCAUGUCAGUGGUGUCGCAAAUUGCUCGCAUACCUGUCCCUUGGGCGUAAGCCGUCCUAGAGCAGUGCGGAGUACCUGCUGCAGGUUGCUCUCCUUUUCCUGCUCCCAUUUCUGUGCGCCUUGUCCCUUAGAGUCGUGAUUCCGCAGGAGGAGGCGGGCUACGUUCUCUUCAAAUGUGCGGUUGCCGGCGAGCUGGCUAUGGAGCUCACUGUGCACGGCUGCCGUGUGCUGGUACCUGCGCCAUAGGAUGGUGAGGCGCUGGGAUGACAUGCACCCUACGCAGGCUCCCUGCGGGUUGUAUACGUAGGCUGUAUGCUCCGUGCCGCUCACGGGUAGUGCUGGGCCGCUUCUGUCCUUAUUUUUGUGGUAGAGGCCAAUUUGAAUUGUGUAUGCCCCUGUGGGCUGGAUGUCUUUGUCCGGGUUGCAUGGUAUGCUGGCGAGUGUGGUGCGUUCCCGUGUUUUCCUUAGGUUGCCUGUGUCUGUUGUCCGUGUGGGUACCCAGCGCCCCUGCCUCUGUUCAUUGGUAAGGUGCGCGUCCCGUGGUGCGGGGGGGUUGGGUCGUGGUGCGGCUUUCGCCUUCUUUGCCUGAUGGAUUGUGAGGAGGGGUUUCCAGUUGUCCUGUAUCAUGAUGUCUCGCUCAGGCAUCUUGCUAGGCUCCCACUCGACGUAUUUAAGCAGCUUUCCAGCCCCUUUCCCGUAUUGGCGGCUUGCAGGUCGAAUGGUCUUUGCAUGGUACCCCAUCGCCUUGUAUGCUAGGAUUGCCAGGGGGGUGACAAUCGUUGGGUGCCAUUCUACUGUAUAGUAUGAUCCGUGUGUGUCGGGUGCGGAUGCGUCAUCCUGCACUCUUUUCCUGGUUUUUGUCAUCCGCUUAGCCUCACGGUCGGUUACCUCUCGCUGCGAGUAUGGGCCACAGAUAAUACUUCUUACUCGUUCAAUGCCGUUGUACAUUCCGUACACCAGCUGGUUGGCAACCGUUGUAUCGUGAGGGUUGUUACGCACAUGUUCUGCGAUGGGCCCCUUGUCCGAGCAGAGCCACUCCCUCAGCCGGCGAGUGCCUCUGAAUCUUCCCCUCCGAGGUGGGGGUUGUGGUGUUGGUGCAUGUACCCCGUCUCCGCUUCCCGCUACCGGUGCGGUGCCAGGGGCAUCUGGUCCGAGGUUGACGUGGUCGGCGUCGGCAGCGUUGGCGCCCUGGGCACCUCCCAUGUGUUGAUUACGAGAGACCUCAUCCAGGUAAGCGAGGACCGGGUUUUCGCUUGCUAGUAGUGUGUUGUGUCCCCCCAUCCUUGAUAGCAGGGUAUGUGAUAGCGGCCUGCGGGCUGGUGGGGCCGUCGUUGUGCGCACGGGGCUAUCUGUUAGGGCCUGCUUGAUCUCCCGGCCAAGGGCGCGGCAGGCCCUCGAUAUGUCGGAUUGCAUAGCUUGUGCAAAUGCGUGGAGGUCACAUGUUGUAGUGCUCGCGGUUUCGUCUUCCCCCGUGUCGUGGGUGUGUGCUGUGCUUGGCCUGAUUCUGAUGUUGCGCACCCGUGUGUUAUCUGCGAUGUAUAGGUUGUUGACCUCAGGAGCAAAUGUUUUGCCCUGGUGGGUUAGCUCGAUGCCGUUGUCUCUGGCGAGGCUAAGUCGUUUAAUUAGGGUAUAGAAUCUGCCCUCCCUCUGCAUUUCGUGUACAGGCAUGUUUCCAAUUGCUGCGUAUUGAUAGCAGAGCAAGGCCUGCGUAACCACGCCCAAUCUACCGCUGUCGUUCAGGGCUAGGACUAGGGCCUUACUAGCGUGUCGUAUUCGGGAAGUAGUGAUCCGACGCCCAGGCCAAACAUCUGCGUAGGUAGCAAGAUCGCCCGUGUUGGGAAGCCUGGCUUCAGUCCAUAGCACCUCUUAGCUACCCUCGCUAUCAUCCCGUCUAGGAGGGCCUCUUUCCUUAAUCGAUUUGCAUGUUUCAUGGAGCUGUGUCUCCCAGUUGAGGGUCAUGGUGAUAUGCACGCCUAGGUACUUGAAGGCGUCCGUUGGCGACAGGUAGGGGAUAGCGGUGCCUCCGAUUGUGAUUUUGUCACAUAAUUGCCGUCGGAGGACGGUUUUGUUGAUGGGUCCGCUCGUCAUGCCCCCGUCGCGGUCCGCCAUCUUAUUCAGUAUUCCUGUAACUUUACACUUGCUGUGGUUCACCUGGAGCCCUGCCCACGCUGCAAAGUGGGCUAUUUUGUCGCACUGGUGCUGUAGGUCCACGGGUCUGUUCGUAGCUACGGCGAUGUCGUCCGCGUACGCCGCAGAGCUUAGGUUAUACUGUUUGUUGAGUUGUUCAUUUAGGCAUCCGUAGUGAUAUCCUCUACCUCCGACAUGUAGCCACCGCAGCAGUGGUUCUAGGAAGAUGAUGAAGAGGAUGGGGGAGAGUGUGUCCCCUUGCACGGUUCCUCUUUCAAUGGGAAUGGGUGCCGUGGAUCCGUGUUCUGUCCGUAUGCGUGUUCGUGCGCUGCUGUACAGAUCCCGUACUACCUCAAUGAGGUCGGUUGGCAGGCCCAUGUCGUACAUGAUUUGCAGCAGCUUAUCAUGGUCGAUGGUAUUGAAUGCGGAGGAGAAGUCUACGUAGAGUACAUAGAGAUCCUGUUUUGUGAGGCCCGCAUCUUCUAUGGCGUUCAGCAGGUUCUGGAUUUGACGCUCUGUGUUGCGGUAUCGGAGGAACCCCUCUUGUGAUUCGCUGAAGAGUUGGGCUAUAGGGGCGAAGCUGCUGAUCGACACAGUGAUGAGACUGGUCCAUAGCUUGUACGUUGUGUUUGCGAGAGCUAUCGGCCGCUUGUUCUUGAUCAGUAGUGGGUCUGGUGGUCACCCGCUUUGGGCAGUAGGACGGUGUCGGAGACGGUCCAGCUGCGGGGUGUUUGCGCCUUGACCCACAUGAUUUUCAUAAGGUUGUGUAGUGCUUGCUGUGCGUUGCUGGGGAGGGCUUUCAGCAGCUCAUUUGGGAUGCCAUCCGGUCCGGUAGCUUUCCCUUUUGCCAGGUGUUGGAUGCAGCUGUGGAAGUUGGCGUGGUCACAGAUUUGUGGUAGUAGUGCAUGGUCGUGCGGUGAUGUUGGCGCCGUUAGGUGGAAUGGGUCGAUGGCUCCUUUCCGAAGCCAUGGGUAUGUCCGUCGUACCUCGCUCGGGAGGUAUUUUCCGGUUUUGGGCCCGCUGACUGGUGCCGACAGCUUUUUGAAAUACGUGUGUAGCGAGUCAAGGAUUGUGGCCGGUUCGGUGCAGAGUUGUCCGGUGGUAGGGUGUAAAGUGGCUGGGAUGCCUUUCUCUUGUUCAGAUAUAUCAAAGAUAGCUUUGCGGGCUUUCUUUGGUUGUUGUGCCAUAUUCCGCUGGAACCGGCGGCGUGCGUUGUCGAUUUGCUGUGGGCUAAUUUGCUUAAGGUCGUCCUGUACUUGUUCCUCAUUCCUGAUAUGGAGUUCCUACUCCAUUUCGGCGACGGCUGCACGCAAGGACUGCCGGUCCUCAGCUGGAACAUAUGUCGUGACCAUCCCAACGCUGGCUUUACCAUGCCAUCAUACUCUAUAUGGGACCACUCUCUGGGCCCGACCCAAAUGAGAGUCUACCACCGGUGUCUUCGGAAAAGGUACCCCGCCAGCAAGCGCAAGCCCAUGGCUGUGUGGCGCGGGAGCACGACGGACACCCGCUUCGGCAGCUUCAACAAGGACAACUACCUGCAGGCCCUUCGCGUGCAGCUGCACCUGCUGGCUCGCAACCACAGCGACGUGCUGGACGUGAAGAUUGCGGACCCACUCAACUGCGAUGACUUUGUACGUUCCCAGCUCACCGACACCGGCUCUCGACUCAGCUUUGAGGACUUCAACACCUACUGCCUCAUCGUGGAUGUAGACGGCAACGGCUGGAGCAAUCGCUUCGGACAGCUGGUUCACUUCAACACUCCCAUCCUCAAAAUGGCCUCCAACCACACCGCCUUUUUCGAACACCUCUACGCGCCAGGUGUUGCGAUCGAGCAGUUUAGCAGGAACCUGAGUGACCUACCCAUCAAGGCGAGGCGCAUGAUUGCGGACUGCAUGGCGGGAGGCGAGGAGUCGCGGGGGCAGCAGUUGGCGAACAGCAUGCAGGCCACAAGCAGAGUCCUGAUGGACCAUGUGGGAAUCGCAGAGGCCUUUGCGUACGCGUUGUUGAACUACCGCCGGUUGAGCGCCUGGGCGGUGGACCCGUCCUUGCGGGAGUUUAAUCCGGUAAGCUCGAGCUGUUGUUCUUACACGAAGCUGCCGAGAACGUUUGCAAAGGUGGUGGAAGAGCACCACUUUGCGGUAAAGGAGGGACGGCAGAAGGUUGUGGUGGCGCCUAGUCGGAAGGGGUUGGGGGUGUAGCGGUGUGAUAGCUUUAGGAGGAGGUUUCUGUUUGGGGCUGUCUGGUCGUUGUGAGGUUUUUGGAGAGCUCUUGGUGGUGGUGGUGGAGAUGAACGUAUGAGAGUGGGUUUGAAACGUUAACAAUGGUUCAAGAAGGCGUGCUGAGGUGAAGUGCUAAUGGCUAGGAAGAGGUUGGGCGCACUCUGCAGGAGGGGUUUGAGUGAUAGGAUAGGAUGACGACGCGGGCGAUGUAGCACAUGCAUGGGUGUGCCGCUGUUUGUGUGCAUAUGCGCCUGCAUGGGGUUCUAUUUCUUGACGGGGUGCUGCUGUCCCUGCGUGAACAUGUCGCAUCGCAUGCGCAGCAGCCAGCAGGGUCCUUGGCGGCUGCCGUGGCAGUGUCCUGGUGACCAACACACAACCUAGAAACUUUGAAAGCUAGGGUGAAGGCAGUAACAGUGGUCGUCACCUUUGCUUGGACACACGCUCGGUGUGACCUUCAACAUGUAAAGUGCAGUAAAUGUGAGCGCGGCAUUACUGGCUCGCAAGGGGUCC